AUGGAUUCUUUUGCCAUCACAGAGGGCCUCGCCGCUCAGGAGCAACAUGAUGCACCGCCCGAAAUGUCCGCUAAACUCUCCGAGGAGACGAACAAGUUCCAGCGCGCCAUUGCCGCUUGGCGUGGAAUUGACCUAGCUAGCACCAUUGCCAAACUCGACACGACCGCUUCCGAUAUUGUUGAAUACCAGCGGGAAUCCCUUGUUCAAAGAAAGGAACUGGCGCAAAAGACCAAAGACUUCAAGAAACUCGAAGACAAGGACAAGCUCACCGAGCACAAGGGAUUACUGAAAGCGUACCAAUCAUUCAUCGAUGUCCUGACAAACCAAGGCAAGGCAUCUUCAUCUUCCUUCCUCCAAUUAUACUCGUCCCUGUCCGAAGCUCCCGAUCCCUACCCACUUCUUGAGGCCUCCGUCGAUUCCUUGGUCCUUUCUGAAGAGACCGUUCCAAAAUUGACCUCCGAGCGAGACCAAUUGCAACAGUCGGUCGAACGUCUUACCAGACAACAAGAGGAAACAGAGAAGCGUCUUCAGGAGGAGCGUGCUGCGCGGAAGAAGUUGGAAGAUAACCAAGAGGUCCGGGCGAAGGAGAUUGAAGCAUCUUGGGAGGCUGUCUUAACAGAGAAGACAAGCAACUGGACCGCGAAGGAGAAGAGUUUAGAAGAGAAGGUUGAAAAUCAGGAACGCUUGAUCAAGGAACUCAAAGCAAGCUAUGAGGUUUCUCAGCGCAUGGGCGAAGAUGACGACAAUGAUGGCGCUCGGAAUGGUGCGACCGCUGCGGAACUGGAGCUUGUUUCUUCUGAUUUGGAAAAGACCAGUUUGAGGUUAGCAGAUGUGGAAGCGCGGAAUGAGCAACUACGACUAGAACUGGCCCAGGCCGUAUCUCACUCGAACCCCGAUCGACCAACUUCUGUUGAAGAUGACCCAGCCUAUCAACGUCUUCAGUCAGAGAACUCAUCUCUGCUACGCAAGCUGGAUGCGGCUCGCUUUGACAAGGACUCGACUCGGCACACUUGGGAGGGCAAGCUCCACCAGGCGGAGAGAAACGCAUCAAAGGCCACAAUGGAGAGAGAUGAGCUGCGCGCUCGCCUGAGCAAGGUUGCGGACUAUGACGAAAUCCGCCGAGAGUUAGAAAUGAUCAAAUCGAUUGAAUUUACGGCCGGUGAUGAUGACGAGGGCGAGACUACGGCGGAGGAUGAUACAGCAAAUACCAACGGCGAUGCUACCAAGGCCAAUGGGCAAAAUUCACUAGAAAAACUCUUAUUGGCUCGAAACAAGAAAUUGACCGAUGAUCUCACUGUCUUGCGGGUGUCGUCGCGCGACAUUCAAGGGCAACUUGAAGCUAUGCGCGGCGAGCUUUCAGCGACAAAAGAAGAGCUCGAGAAAUCUCGAAGUUUAUCAUCGACCCUGGAGAACGAUCUGCUGCGAGUCCAGCAAGAAGCUGCCAACGCAUUUCCCUCAUCGGCGAUGUCCGUUGCUGGUACUUACUCUUCUCGGUACCCCCAUUCCUCUCGCCGAGGUGCGACAUCUCCCACGUCGUCAAUCAUCUCUGGCUUUGAUCAAAGCGCCGUAUCUGCCAAUACCAUGGAUGCUAUUCGUGCCGGGGAGGCUGUUGGGGGUGGCUCUGGUCUAUUGCCGAUGAUUCAGGCUCAACGAGAUCGCUUCAAGAAGAAGAAUGCAGAACUUGAAGAGGAGCUCUCCAAGUUGUACGGCACUGUCAAGUCUUUGAGGCAAGAGGUCGCGUCCCUCCAGAAGGAUAACUUGAGUCUUUAUGAGAAGACUCGAUAUGUUUCCACCUACAGCCGCGGCCAGGGUGCAUCCACAUCUGCUUCCUCGUACGCGAACGCACCCAGUGCCACCUCCGUAUAUAACUCAUCGGACACACCUUCUGGGUUGUCCAUGGAUCGAUACCAGUCUCAAUACGAAGCACGGAUCUCUCCAUUUGCUGCUUUCCGAGGCCGUGAGUCGGCCCGUGCAUACAAGCGCAUGAGUCUACCAGAACGGAUUGUGUUCUCCCUCACCCGCAUUAUUAUGGCCAACCGGACUAGUCGGAAUCUGUUUGCUGGCUACUGCUUUGCUCUUCACAUCCUUCUCUUUGUGGUGCUGUACAUGAUGAGCACCACGGAGAUCGAGAAGCAUAGCGCCAUGAGCGCUGUAGGUGGUGCCGCCGCCGCCGCCUAUGCCAACCAUGGCAUGGGCAGCGGUAGUGGCAGCGGCAGUGGCAGUGGCCAGCUCCAGGCCGAUGACUGGCAGCAAGAGGGCUUUAACCAAGCCAGCUGA
Messenger RNA from Penicillium longicatenatum, 2277 nucleotides. Its product is annotated as CCAAT displacement transcription factor COY1. The transcript has 2 exons. Bases 1 to 2277 code for a protein of 758 amino acids. Gene Ontology annotation, biological process: intra-Golgi vesicle-mediated transport. Lineage: Eukaryota; Fungi; Ascomycota; Eurotiomycetes; Eurotiales; Aspergillaceae. The record is from RefSeq and is a predicted model, not a curated record. Gene Ontology annotation, cellular component: Golgi membrane.